AUGAACUCUCUCUAUCGUGAACCACAACCACAAGGGACAUUGCGUGUGAUCUGCAUCUCUGACACUCACACGAAACACCGUCACCUUCAAAUCCCACCGGGAGACGUGCUGCUGCAUUGUGGAGACAUGACAAACCAAGGAACACACGAUGAGAUUCGAGAUUUUAAUGACUGGCUCGGGAGUUUACCACAUAAACACAAGAUUGUUAUUGCAGGUAACCACGACGUUUGUUUGGAUGCAGUCGAGUACGACCAGCAUUGGGACAGGGCGUUCCGUCACAAGAAGUACAAUGACCCUAGUUUGUCGAGAAACUUAUUCACCAAUUGCACAUACUUGGAGAACCGCUCGAUUAUGAUUGAAGGUAUCAAGAUUUACGGGUCUCCUAUGACUCCGUCCAUUCCUGGACGAGCAGGGGCGUUCCAGAUGGCUCGAGGGUUUGCUGAACAACAACAUUGGGCCAAGGUCCCAGCGGAUAUUGAUGUCUUGGUGACACACGGUCCACCGCAUGGUAUCUUGGACACGACUUUUACAUGGUUGCAUGUUGGCAGUGAAGCACUUCUGAAGGAGACGAUGACUCGAAUUCGACCUCGUUUUCAUAUUUUUGGACACAUCCAUGAAGCUUAUGGAGCUACUCGUAUGGGCCAAACUGUUUUUAUCAAUGCCGCUAGUAAUACUUUACUCGCCAAACCUCGUCAUUUACCAGUAGUACUGGACAUUCCCGUCAAAUAUUCACAAUAG
Molecule: messenger RNA, 738 nt
Organism: Peronospora farinosa
Lineage: Eukaryota; Oomycota; Peronosporomycetes; Peronosporales; Peronosporaceae
Source: the annotation of a GenBank genome assembly